This is a messenger RNA of Terrapene triunguis (Three-toed box turtle), 1669 nucleotides long. Its product is annotated as glyoxylate reductase/hydroxypyruvate reductase. Gene Ontology annotation, cellular component: cytosol. Gene Ontology annotation, molecular function: hydroxypyruvate reductase [NAD(P)H] activity; glyoxylate reductase (NADPH) activity; hydroxypyruvate reductase (NADH) activity. The coding region runs from base 598 to 1515 and encodes 305 amino acids. The record is from RefSeq and is a predicted model, not a curated record. NCBI's taxonomy places the organism in Eukaryota, Metazoa, Chordata, Testudines, Emydidae. The transcript has 8 exons.
GGUCAUUUCUGAGCACAGAUACCAUCCAGGCUGAGGCUCAAGGGGAAGUUCUUGACCUGCCCUGACGUCUGUACCAUUUGGAGCAUUAGACAGCCCGUGUAAAGAACACCAGACCAGUAUGCAGUGAUCCCAGCUGAUGCGGGCUUGAGGCAAGGUUUGAACAAGCUGAAAGUGAUGCCAGAGCUCAGAAAGUGUUCCAAGCGAGCAGCGUGCGUGUGUUCUCAGGUCAUUGCAAGACUAAUGUUCUUUGCUCUACGCGUGAAGAGAUCCUGCCACUAUUCCUCCUUCCGCUGCUGCAGUUAUUGAAAGAAGAUGCCGGACCUUUCGUGUGCCAGUUCACAGGUGGCUUGCGUGUGCUACACAGGACAUCACGUGGCUGUAUUUUAGUAACUGUGUGCCACAGUCCUGGGCUGUGAAAGAGAAAUCCACAAGGAAGGAAAGGAGGGAAUCCUAACCUUCCUGCCUAAAAUAAGAGCGCGUUUCUCACUCCAUUUUGUUGACUUCCCUCGGCAAACACAGUACGAAUACCUGGGGCAAUACGCAGCGCUGGCUUGAAGGGGGCCUCUUUCUCGUGCUUUAAUGUGAUUUGUGACUUUCAUGUAUCCUUGUAGCUGCAGCAUCCAGCAAUGGGAUUCAGACGAACCUAUCCCGCGGUCAGAAUUGCUGGCGGGUGUGGCUGGGAAGCAUGGACUGCUCUGUCUCUUGUCUGAACGGAUAGACAAAGAGGUCCUCGAUGCAGCAGGGUCUAACCUUAAAAUAAUCAGCACGCUGUCUGUGGGUGUUGACCAUCUGGCUCUAGAAGAAAUUAAAAAGCGUGGAAUCCGUGUGGGAUACACCCCGGACAUCUUGACGGACGCCACGGCCGAGCUCUCGGUAGCUUUGCUCUUAGCUGCGUGUCGCAGGCUGCCGGAGUCAGCGGAGGCAGUGAAGAAUGGUGGUUGGACAACAUGGAAGCCUCUGUGGAUGUGUGGGUACGGGCUGUCUGAUAGCACUGUAGGAAUCAUAGGGCUGGGAAGAAUAGGACAGGCAGUGGCGCGCCGUUUAAAGCCAUUUGGGGUCAAGAAAUUUUUGUAUACGGGAAGUCGCCCAAAACCAGAGAGCGCCGUGGAGUUUCAAGCCGACUUUGUCCCACUCACCAAGCUAGCAGAGGAGUCAGACUUUGUUGUUGUUACUUGUUCCUUAACUCCUGACACUAAAGGAAUGUGCGACAAGGAUUUCUUCAGCCGAAUGAAGAAAACGUCUGUGUUGAUCAACACAAGCAGGGGAGCGGUGGUGAACCAGGAAGACCUGUACCAGGCUUUGGUUAGUGGCCAGAUUGCAGCUGCUGGUCUGGAUGUCACAACCCCAGAGCCGCUGCCUACAGACCACCCUCUCCUUUCCCUGAAGAAUUGUGUGAUUUUGCCUCACAUUGGAAGCGCUACCUACGCCACGAGAAGCGCCAUGUCUGUGCUGGCUGCUAACAACCUUCUGGCCGGCUUGAAAGGGGAAAGCAUGCCAAAUGAACUCCAGCUGUGAAGAGAAGAGAAUCCCAAGAACAUCGCUGGCUAGACCAGGUCAUACCUUAAAAAUGACCAUUUUCUCUUAGCCCAGAGAAGCAGAACAGAUCCUGACUCAUUCCUGCUGUAAAGUUGGUGUAUGUGUGUCUGUCGUUCUGCAAGUAGAACUUAUU